AUGGCGCCUCCACCGCUCACACCUAAGCCACUGGUGUGCCUACCGUCAUCGCCGCUGCCGGUCCGGUCACCUGUACUGGUCGGGCGCCUCUCGCUACUGCCGCCACAACCUAUGGACACUGAGGCUGCCAUCACGCCGCCACUGCUGCCACCAUCGCCCAUGGAAAUUGCUUCUCCACCUCCUCCAAGCUUACCCAGUGAUGGUGCGUGGCCUGGCAGGUUUUCCACGGGGCAUUUUCCUCGCCCACCCACGAGCAAUUCGGGGUCGCGGGUGGACAGCGCGCCCUGGCAGUUCCGCUGUGCGCCCCCUCAGCUGCGCCACCCAUGGGUCCCUCCACCUGCCAUCGGAAGCCAUACUCAAUGA
Molecule: messenger RNA, 363 nt
Organism: Schistocerca serialis cubense
Lineage: Eukaryota; Metazoa; Arthropoda; Insecta; Orthoptera; Acrididae
Exons: 1
Coding region: 1-363 (120 amino acids)
Source: RefSeq, a predicted model, not a curated record